AUGUGCCAAAAGCAGCUCCUGGACAGGCUACUGCUGCACCCCCCAUUCGCCAUUCACAUUGCCUUGCCCUGUGGUACGGGUAGCCGAGCCCGAGAAAGGCCCAUAAGCAAGAAGGCGAGAUUGGCAGGUGCCCCGGAGCCUGUCCCGCUGAGGGACAACGAUCACAUUUUGGGCUUACCGAACCUGUCGGACACCGACAAGGCCCGGGUUCGCAAGGCCAAUGAGCUGUGUCGCUUCGUUGUCGAGCUGAUUCGUGCCUUACCUUCUUCCACUUUUGUGAGCAUCGAGAAUCCCAAUAAUUCCUGGAUUUGGGGAGUGCUAGCUUUCUUCGUGCAAGAAUCUCGAGACCCUGCCCUACUCGAGAAAUGGCGUCGCAUGAUCGAUGUGCGCUUUCAUAAUUGCAUGAAGGGAGGUCGACGACCCAAGCACAGUCGCUUUCGUUGCAGUGAUUCUCGCUUGUCUAGCAUGGCUGUGGAGUGCGACAAUCAACAUAGGCACGAUCCCUACCUGGUCUAUCAGACCGGCCGACAGUGGAGAUUCAGUACCGCUGAAGAGGCGGAAUAUCCGCCUCAACUUUGCCAGGAGGUGUCGCAACUGCUGGCCGCGACAGCGGGUUUGCCAUCCUGCUUAGAACCGCCGGCAGGUCCACGCGCUGUCUGGCCCCAACCACGUGGGAGCCACAAGCUAAUCCCUGAGUUCCUCGAGUUUCGCACCGAGGCUCCCCUAGAUAGGCCCUUUAAGGAGUUUACCUCGGGUUUAGGGGGUGGUUCCGGGAGGUUCGGGGUGUACAGAACGCCUACCGAGUUCAUCGAUUGUGCCCUAAAGCUCAGCCAUCCCUUUGAUACCCAGCACUGCGUCCCAGAUGCCGUCAAAAGGAACAUCUUCAGACGGCUGACCGAAGGACCAUCUGCUUUUGCUGAAGAGAGGCUCAGACUUUACAACAGGCUCAACCAGAUGGAGAAAGAACUUCGCUACGAGGAGGCGCGACUGCAUUCAACCCUGCCUGACCACACUCGCGAAGUCAUCAAGGGAAAGAACCUUCUGCUAUGGGCACAAUUGCUGAAGGAGACCAAAUUUCCUGAUGAAGGAGUCUUCGACUUGAUGAUGGGCGUCGAUUUGGUGGGCAAGCCAGACAAAUCACCCUUGUUUGAAACCAAGGAUUCGCCGGCUACAUCCACACCUGAGCUUCUCCUUGAAUCAGCUCGCUGGCGCAGAGAGAGGCUCAAGGGCCGUGAUCCGCACGAGAAAGAUCCGGAGGCGACCUGGCAACUCUGGGAUUGCACUCUAAAGGACCGGGACGACGGCUUUCUCACAGGGCCGUUCUACGAUGAGGACGAAGUGAAAAAGCACCUUGGAGUAGAGGAGUUCGUCUGUUCGAGAAGGUUCGUCAUCGAGCAGGGCACGCCGGAGAGGCCCAAACUUCGACCGAUCGACAAUUACAAGGAGGGCGGGGUCAACGAAGCUUACCAUAGCCUCGAGAAACUCGCCUUGUUUGAUGUCAACUGGAUGACGGCGAUGGCGACUUACAUCGCGCGGGUCUCGGAUGGAACUGGCGAUUUGGAGAUUGUUCUCAGCACGGGAGAAAUUCUACACGGAGAGCUGCACUCUUCUUGGAAAGCUAAGAAGCCCGUCUGGCAGGGGCGAACGCUGGAUCUGGAAAAGGCGUAUCGUCAAGUUCCACUUUCAACGGAGUCGCUACGACUGGGGGUAGUCAUGGUCACGGACCCUAACAGCGGCAAGCCUUGCUACUUCGUGGCCCAGAGUUUACCCUUCGGUGCAUCAUCGUCUGUGUUUGCUUUCAACAGGCUGUCAAGAUCGAUCUUGCAUCUGAGCUGGAACUUGAUUGGCAUGAUCUCAGGAUGCUUCUACGACGACUUCCCGCUUCUUGAAAUCCAAUCUUCUGCGAAGCUUGUCUCUGAAUCAUUCGAACACCUGCUACGGAAGAUCGGGUGGAGGUAUUCCAACGACCCGGCCAAAACCUCGCCUUUCAAUGAGAGCUUCGAUCUACUUGGAAUACGUCUCAAUGCAGGUGACAUCUCCAAUGGCGUCGUGGUGCUCCAAAACAAGGCAUCAAGGCUGGAGAAGAUGAAAGAUACUUUCAUCCGCAUGGCGUUGAAGGGUGAAUGGGAUCUGCGACAGAUUCAGUCACUGCAAGGGCAAGUGAACUUCGCUUUGGGCUUUGCCUCGGGAAGAGCAUUUAAGAUGCUGCAGCGUGCACUUGGAAGCUUCAUCAGGAAUCCUGAAGAUCGCAGCGCGAGUGACUUCCAGACACUUUGCGAGUUCGGGAUCCGCUUGAUUGACGAGUGCAAACUUCGUGUCGCCACCUUCGGCGUGGUGGUCCUGGAUCCCUUCACUUCUUCUAAGCUAGUGGCCGGAGGUCGCAUACCGAAGACUCUGGUGGAAUUCUGGAAGCUUGACAGCCCCGAACAGGUGAUUGCUCAGGCUGAAGCUUUCGCCGUGGUCCUCGCGAGAGAAGCUUUCAGAAAUUUCAUCCAUGGCAGGCGAACCAUUUACUUCAUCGACAACGAGGGAGCGAGAGAAGUCUUGAUCAAAGGGGCGAGCAAGUCACGCACGCUCCUGCUUUUGGGAGCACGCUUCUUCGAGAUGGAAAACCUGGAUCAAAGCUUGACGUGGUUAGAGAGGGUUCCAUCUGCUAGCAAUGUGGCAGAUGGUCCGAGUCGUGGUGAGAUUGCCGAGACGGCGAAAGUCAUUGGUGGCACGAUCGUUGAUCUACAGGAGAAGGUAGAAGAACUCGGUGAGUUGUGCAAAUCAACUGUACAGAUACCUUGGAAGCUGCUCAAGUAA
This is a messenger RNA of Symbiodinium sp. CCMP2592, 2805 nucleotides long. Lineage: Eukaryota; Dinophyceae; Suessiales; Symbiodiniaceae. The record is from the annotation of a GenBank genome assembly.